GCCACUCGGAAUCAACUCUUCCACUAAACUCACUGUUUUUUGCACUUUAUUUUGUAUUCUUUUUUUAUAGAGGUUUUUAUAUUUUAUAGAUAGAACAAUGGAAACUACAUAUAAGUAUUUCCACUUUAUUCUCCUAUGUCUGAGUUUUAACCUAUUCACCUAUGCGUUGUAUUCACCUGUGGAUGUAUAUGACAAAGUGGUCGAGCUAGUGUCGCCAGGAGAGGAAUACCUGAAUGAAAUGUCAGUUCGCUCCUUUUUCAAACUGUUAGAGAAGCGUGUGCAGUGCCCUGGUGUGUCGUGUGAAAAGUGCCUCUCUGUGCAGUCAGUGGACCAGCUGGUUGGUAACUUCACCAGUGCUGGUGGUCUCCUUAACAAGGAGGGCUUCUUCAGAGUAGCAGCAGGAUGCUGCCUCUACCUCAGCUCUCCCACCGAGGCCUGCUCUGCCGUGAGGGCAGGGAGGUGGGGGGACGAGACCGACCACCUCAUCCAGGAGAUCACAGGCCAUGACCACCACGGACACAGGCACAGGGAUGGACACGGAGACAUGGAGAGCCGUGGGAUAGAGACACUGCUCCGAAACAUGGAGAAGUACUACAAGCCUGAUCAGCAGUACGACCAGCACUGUCUCACUGGUCAAGACAUCUUAGAGGAGAGCAGCGCGUCAACGAGUAAUGGUGACCCACACAACACGGAUGUGGUGUUUGGAUACAUAGUUUACCAUGCUUUACGAGGUGACUGCAUGACGGCCAGAGCACUACCUGAAGAAGACUAUUUUCUGGAUUUCAUAUUCAACCGCUUCGGCUCCGACAACAUCACUAUUCACGAGCUGGAAGGUCUUAUGAAGAGCCUGCAACUGGGUGGAAUCCACGAAGAGGACCACGGUCAUGAACAUGGAGACCAAGAUGGACACAGCAAUGGUCAUGGUCACGAUGACCACGUUGACCAUGACCAUAGUGACCACAGUACCGUUAGUGGGGGUCGGGGUGGUCGGGGUGGUCGGGGUGGUCGGGGUGGUCAGAGUGGUCGGAGGGGUCGAGGUGGAAGUGAAGCCUUCAGGCAGAGUCACGAGGAGGGGUACCACCAGAGGAACAUCAGCAGCUGGGACCUGACAUGUUUCAGCCCAGAGGAAUUGGUAAAGAUCCAUGGGCUAAAUGGAUCUAGCCUGUCCAGGUCUGACGUGGCCCGGCUUAGCCCAGCCCUGGUCCAGCAGAUCCUCAGUGGGGCCUGCAACAGCACCUCUCCCCACACUGGACCAUCAGACCAGCUCAGCACCACAGAGAAGUAUGUGUAUGCCACCAUCGCCAAUCUGCUGAUCUGUCUGGCCGCUGUGGUUGGCGUUGUGGUGCUGCUGUGUACCUCCUGCAGUAGUGUCUUCCAGCUCGUCAUCCAGUUCUGUGCCAGCAUGGCUGUGGGCUCCCUCACUGGGGACGCCCUGUUGCACCUCAUGCCUAUGUUCCUAGGCCUCCACGUUCACAGUGAAGGAACAGAUCACAACCACUCAGAGGAGGUUCCAGACUACAUCUAUAAGAUACUGGUGCUGAUGGCUGGCAUCUACUACUUCUAUCUCAUGGAGACUAUCUUCUCCAUCGUCACCACUCACAAGGACAGCCAUCACCAUGGGGUGGAGUCUGAGCCCCAUCACUGUGACCAUGGUAAAGUCCUGGAGAUGUAUGUGCAGGACAAAAAGAACAAGCAGUCUGUAUCGCAGACAGACCUGGUUGAUAGCGAUAACACAGAGAAAGCAUUUCCAGAACGAAACGAACGCUCAAGAGAACAGCGUCUGCUACCUUACAUGGUUACCAUAGGGGACGGGAUACAUAACUUUGCCGACGGCCUGGCUAUUGGAGCAGCCUUUUCUGAGUCCUGGAAGUCAGGCCUUGCCACGUCUCUGGCUGUGCUCUGUCACGAGCUGCCUCACGAACUGGGUGACUUCGCUAUCCUGCUGCACAGCGGGGUGUCAGUGAAGAAGGCCUUGAUGCUGAACGUGGGCAGUGCCCUCACAUCCUUCAUCGGACUCUACAUCGCCCUCACCAUCUCUACUGACCUGGCCACCAAGCAGUGGAUCGCUGCCAUCACCUCCGGUCUCUUCCUGUACGUGGGUCUGGCUGAUAUGCUCCCCACCAUGGUCCAUGCAGACAACCGUAGGCCCUGGCUCAUGUUCCUGCUGCAGAACGUAGGACUGCUGUCUGGCUGGGGCAUCCUGCUGCUCCUCUCCCUGUAUGAGGAUAAAAUUGUCUUCUAGAGCCUCCUAGUCCUAACACUGUACAGUACAAUACAGUUAAAAACGACACUAUGCAGCCUAUGCUAUAAUUGACCUGUUUUGAGAUAUUUACUUUAUCUGUAACACGCUUGGUAUUUCUAUAUGAUACAACGUUUCCUAAAAUUACUUUCCUAUAUGUUAAAUAUGAGUAUAUAGGCUAGUUCUGGUGUGUCUUAUGCAUUUAACACAUAGAAGUGUAAUCUGUUGGUGUUUUGUAUGGACACAUCCUGCCAUUGGUGCUAAUGUUACUAUUUGAAGGGAUAUCAUCUGUAUGUGAUUAGUUCAAACUGUAAUUUAUAUGACCUAUAUUUAUAAUGGGACUCACAGGUCCUCAGGCUACUUCCUCUCUAAUUGCCACACCUUUUGUAUUAACCACAUAUACAGUGCCUUCAGAAGGUAUUCACACCCCCUGACUUUUUCCACAUUUUGUUGAGUUAC
Messenger RNA from Coregonus clupeaformis (lake whitefish), 2698 nucleotides. It is a transcript of the gene slc39a4, whose product is annotated as solute carrier family 39 member 4. Bases 98 to 2242 code for a protein of 714 amino acids. Gene Ontology annotation, cellular component: membrane. The transcript has 12 exons. The record is from RefSeq and is a predicted model, not a curated record. NCBI's taxonomy places the organism in Eukaryota, Metazoa, Chordata, Actinopteri, Salmoniformes, Salmonidae. Gene Ontology annotation, biological process: zinc ion import across plasma membrane; intracellular zinc ion homeostasis. Gene Ontology annotation, molecular function: zinc ion transmembrane transporter activity.